This is a messenger RNA of Trichechus manatus latirostris (Florida manatee), 9620 nucleotides long. It is a transcript of the gene TRIP11, whose product is annotated as thyroid hormone receptor interactor 11. Gene Ontology annotation, cellular component: Golgi apparatus. The coding region runs from base 3719 to 9466 and encodes 1915 amino acids. NCBI's taxonomy places the organism in Eukaryota, Metazoa, Chordata, Mammalia, Sirenia, Trichechidae. Gene Ontology annotation, biological process: Golgi organization; endoplasmic reticulum to Golgi vesicle-mediated transport. The transcript is spliced from 21 exons. Gene Ontology annotation, molecular function: small GTPase binding. The record is from RefSeq and is a predicted model, not a curated record.
UUUGGGGCGAUGAGGGGGAGGGUUUUUUUGGGUCCCUGCGAGCGUCCUUUUGGUCUCUACUUCCAUCUGUUACGAGACGCGGACGGGUCCGAAGAGUGUGAAUCCGCCCUUCUUUCUUUACACUACUCUUUUGCCUCUUCUUCACCGAAUUUCUCUGAUGUAGGACACCUGGGGUUCGGGGAAAGCGUUUGAUUCUCCCUUUGCGUACUCUGGAUAUCUCAGAAAAGAGUCAAACUGUUAACCAUUAAGUAGUUUAUUUUUGUUUCAUCCAUGCUUUCCACUUGACUCUCGACUUGGGGGCGGAUCUGAUUUUGGUUCUUUUAUACUAACACAGUUAAAAUAUUUGUCUAUAUUUUUUGUUUUCUAUUUUUGUACUAAUUGAAGUAACUCAUAAUUAAAACAUUUAGUGAUUUUUAUCUUUUCUGACUGAAGUAAUUAUUUGUUCGUGAAACAUGACUAUGUUUUCCCUAUUCAGUUAUUUUAUAUUUUUGCUUAUUCUGCUGACACAUUGCAGUGUUUCUGCUGAAAAUGUAUUUCUCCAGUAUUUCGACGGUAGAACAAGUAGAACAAGGAAGAAGGCCCUAUUUUUUGGGUAUCCUUAACAAACCUUCGCUCAUUUUUGAAGUCCUUAUCGUUUUUUUACUAAUGAAUAGUGACCCAGAGUUACACAGUAGUCAGUCCUUAAGUUAAUUACUAUUUUGAUUUCUUGACAGCAAGUACUGUUUAGAUCAAAAGUUAAUUUCAAUCUGGGUCUGCUUCCUUAUAAAUGGAUAAAUUAGCAUUCUGGUUUAAUUUUUUUUAUCAUAAUUUAACUGGGCCUUCGUGCUUAUUUCAUUGAAAUAGAGAUAGUUUGAUAGUAUUUACGUUUAGAUUUAGAAUUUCUCUUCCUUUAGAAGGAAGAAAGUCUGGGGAGCUGCUGAAAUCCAUUUUAUUGAUUGGGGUUCAUAUUGAGUGGAAAGUGCAUGGGGUGGGAUAGGUUGGGAUGGGAAUGAACAGGCUUCUUCCUGUGUCUAGGAAAGGAUCAUGUAACCUUGAGGACAGUUAGAAGCAGGGAAGGGCUGGAAUGAUGAGUUAUGCUUAGUUUCUUCUUGUAUCCUAGAUGUGAAAUGGUUGGCUGUUCCUUUGAGUCUAAGCCAGAAAGUAUGCUUCCCCCUAACCUGGAUGUCCUGCAGGCUAAAGGUGGAAUUCAUUUUGUUCUUCCCACCAAAUGUGCUCCUGUAUUCUUAAUCUUAAUUAAUGGUUUCACCAUCUACCCAGUCUCCUGAAUCUUUGUCUUGUUUUUUUCUUGUCCUACUUCUAAAUGAUCACCUAAUCUUGUUUAUCGUAUGCCAGAAUUGUUUCUUUAUAUUUGUUCUUUAUUACUUCUGCUGCUUUGGUUUAGAUCCCCAUUGUCUCUCCCAUGCUGUUGAAAUAUCUUUCCUUUCAUGUCCUCUCACCCGUUGCUCCCGACUCCUGUCCAUUUUCUGUAGUAUUGCCAUCGUUACUUUUCUAAAAACAAAUUUGCUUAAAAACCUCUUGACUGUUACUUACAGGAUAAGAUCCAAACUUCUUAGUUUUGGGAAGCCAAGGACCUUUAUUUAGUAUCUGGCUUCAGCCUACCUUUCCAGUCUUAACACUUGUUCCUUCCCCUUUUCUCUCAAUUGCCAUACAUAUGCAUAUUCAUACACGCAUGCACACUUGCACCCAGAGCUUCAGCCACACCCAACUUGUCAGGUACCUUCACAACUGCAAGUCUUUGCAUGGAAAGUCCUUCUCUACCUGCUCCUCCUCCCUCCUUUGCUUGGAAAACUUUUUCCUGUACAACCCCGCUGGCAUGUCAGGUACUUGGUGAAACCAUUCUCAUUCUCUCGCAGGCUGAGCUGAUUGCAGGUGAUCUGUGUUCCAGCACAACUUUGCAUAUCUCUCCUUGACAGCAUUUACCACAUUGAGUUAUAAUUUAUCUCUGUCCUUGAUGCCCAGCGAGGGGACUGUAUUUUAUUUACCCAUUUAUUACCAGUAUGUGCCAUCUUCCUUGGUACAUAGUUGAUGCUUAGUAAAAAUUUUGCUGAGUGAUUAAAAAUCUACAAAGUUACUUAAUACUUUUCCUUUUUUAUUAAAACAGAGCUCGCUUAAUACUUAAUUUAUUGGUUUUAAAAAAUAUUUAAAAGUAGGAUCAGAAUAGAGUUUAUUUAUUCAACAAGUAUUUAUUGAGAGUCUACCCUGAGCCAGCAGUGAAGAAGAAAAUAGUUUCUAAAUAGCACUGUUGGUACACCUUGAAAAUCACCCAUGUGUACAAUAUCAAAAGGUUACUGCUGUACUAAACAUAGUACUGAUUUAUUCAGUGUUACGAGAUUGGGCAUUUAAAUCAGAUAGACAUGGAUUGAAAUCCACUUCUGUGCAUCACAAGUUGAGGGACCUUUGGCAAAUUAUUUACUACUUGUAAAAGCACAGUUUUCUCAUCUGUUAAAUAAGGAUAAUCAUACCUGUUACAGGGUUGGGAGGACUAAAUGAAAUCAUGAGUGUAAAAUGCCUAGAAUUAUGCCUAGCUAAUAGUAAGCCUUAAUAAACAGUAGCUGUUAUUAUUUUUUUUCUUCAUUAAGAAACUCAGAAUUUUUUUGUCUGCUUAACAUCUCUCCUUUAUUCUUAAAAUGUCCAGGAUUUUUUUGGGGGAGUGUCUCCAUAAACCUCCUUUUCUAUCAUUCUUUGAAACAAUUACAGCUUCUAACAAUUACCUUCCUAGAAUAGAUUAGAUUAUACUUUGUCCUUAUCAGAGUAGCAAUUAGACAGCUCUUUCAAAGUUUACAUGAAGCAAGAUGUGUAAACAAACCACAGAAGCAAUCCAUCUGCGAUUUUCGAAAUAGAAAGAGUAGGUUUGUUGCUAUUCUUAACUGGAUGCCACUUGUAUUUUCUUUUGAUUUAAACUAAUUUGGAGAAGUUAUUUUUAUAAUGUUAGUGUGAGAGUAAAGAAAAAUGCUCAUACCUAGAAAAAAAUCUAACUCUGGCAUAAUGGUUUUCAGACCACAAGGAUAGUGUCAUUUUGGCACUGCUGGGCUCUGACCCUACUUUUAAACGAACAUGCACAAAACCAGACUGAGCUCAUUCCUAUUUUUAAUAAAUUGUAUCUCUGUUUCUUUAGUACAUUUUUACUCUUUGUUUAUAGGUCAUUAACUAUUUGACAGUCGUGGGAACAGAAGUUAGAAGUGAGACCUUAAAGACAAACUGAUGAAUAUAUCUCAUCUGAAAUUAUGAUGUAAGCCAACAGAGAAAGAGAUUCAGUUUGCAAAACUUAACUUUUACUCAACAAAAUUUUAAUGAACACUUCCAAAGGGUAACACUAGAAUUCCUAAGGUUUAGGAGGUAGACAAAAGAAAAGUCUUAUAUGACAGUGAAGAACAUUAGUGGCAGUAGGAAAUGAUGAAAAUCAAGUGAUAUCUGUCUUCUGAAUUUACUCUCAGAUCAGUAUGCCAGUGAAAUAUACUUUCCUUAAAAUGCCUGUUUAAUUACUUCCUAUGGUGUUGAUCAGAUAUUCAGUAUAUGCUAUUUCUUUCAUAGCAGAAUUACCUAACACUAGGAGAAAGGAAAUUGAAGCCAUUCAUGCAAUCUUAAGAUCAGAGGAGUUAAAGGAAUUCAUGUAGUCUCCCUGGAUCAUAGUUUUCAUACCUGUUGAUGGAAGAAGUUUCUAGAGAUGACAUCCCCAAAGUGAAAAAAUCUUCACCUUUUUCUCAGUCAUCAUUGUUUAAUGAAUGAGAGACUUAAAAAAGUCUGUACUGAUCUAGAAGAGAAGCAUGAAGCAUCAGAGCUUCAAAUAAAGCAGCAAUCUACAAGUUACCGAAAUCAGCUGCAACAGAAAGAGGUAGAAAUCAGCCAUCUCAAAGCAAGACAGAUUGCGCUACAAGAGCAGUUGCUGAAGCUGCAGUCAGCCACUCAGUCAGUACCUUCAGGAGCUGUCCAGGGACCAUCAACCACUGCAUUGCCUUCAUUCGGUUAUGGUGUGAGUCAUCAUGCUUCAGCUUUCCGUGACGAUGACAUGGACUUUGGUGACAUAAUUUCAUCACAACAGGAAAUAAACAGAUUGUCAAAUGAAGUUUCCAGGCUUGAGUCUGAAGUUGGUCACUGGAGGCAUAUUGCUCAGAAAACGACAGCACAAGGAGCAGAUAGUUCUGAUCAAAGUGAAAUCUGCAAACUGCAAAGUACCAUCAAGGAACUUAAACAGAAUCGAAGUCAGGAUAUUGAUGUCCAUCAGCAUGAAAUGUCAGUAUUGCAGAAUGCACAUCAGCAGAAAUUGGCAGAAAUAACUCGUCGGCAUCGAGAAGAGUUAAGUGAUUAUGAAGAACGAAUUGAAGAACUUGAAAAUCUGCUACAGCAAGGUGGGUCAGGAACUGGAAUAACUGAUCACUCUAAAAUUCAUGAGAUGCAAAAGACUAUUCAGAUUCUACAAACUGAAAAAGUGGAGUCUACAAAAAAAAUGGAAGAACUUGAGAAUAGAGUAAAAGACAUAAGUAAAAAAUUAUCUUCUGUGGAAAACGACAGAGAGGUUUUAAGGAGAGAACAAGAACUGCUAAAUGUGGAAAAGAGACAAAUAAUUGAAGAAUGUGAAAGCUUGAAACUGGAAUGUAGUAAAUUGCAGUCUGAUGCUGUGAAGCAGCGUGACACUGUGACAGAAGAGGAAAGAAUUCUUCCACAGAGCACAUCAGUGGAGGAAGAGGUGUUCCGGCUACAACAGGCGCUGUCUGAUGCUGAAAAUGAAAUAAUGAAACUGAAAAGCUUAAACCAGGAUAGCAGUCUCACUGAAGACAAUCUGAAACUUGAGAAGCAUGUCCAAGCUUUAGAAAAAGAGAAUUCAUUACUGAGUCAGGAAAAGGAAGAACUUCACAUAUCACUUUUAAAACUGAACAGUGAAUAUGAAGUAAUUAAAAGUACAGCUACACGAGACAUGACUUUGGAUUCAGAGUUAAAUGAUUUAAGACUUAAUUUGGAGGCAAAGGAACAAGAACUCAAUCAGAGUAUUACUGAAAAUAAAAUAUUAGUAGCUGAGUUAGAAGAAUUGGACAAACAGAACCAAGAAGCUACCAAGCACAUGAUUUUGAUGAAAGAUCAACUAUCAAAACAGCAAAAUGAAGGCGAUAACAUGAUUAGUAAACUAAAACAAGAUAUACAUGAUGAAAAAAAGAGAGUUCAUCAACUUGAAGAUGAUAAAAUGAACAUUACUAAAGAGUUAGGUGUGCAGAGAGAAAAGUUAAUUCAAAGUGAACUGGCCCUUAAUGAUUUACAUUUAACCAAACAGAAGCUUGAGGAUAAAAUAGAAGAUUUAGUAGAUCAGCUAAAUAAGUUGCAGAAAAAUAAUCUAAACAUCCAGAAGGAGAACUUUGAACUUAAGGAACAUAUUAGACAGAACGAGGAGGAGCUUUCUAGCGUCAGGAAUGAGUUAACUCAGUCUCUUGGUCAAGACUCUAACAGUAACUUGAAGGAUGAUUUACUUAAAGAAAGGGAAGCUGAAGUUCGAAACUUAAAGCAAGAUCUUUCAGAAAUGGAACAGAUCAAUGAAACUUUAGAGAAAGUUGCUUUUGAUCUCAAAAUGGAAAAUGAAAAGUUGGUUUUAGCAUGUGAAGAUGUAAGACAUCAGUUGGAGGAAUCUCUUGCUGAUAAGAGUCAGAUUUCUCUGGAAAAAGACACCAUUGUGGAGGCUCUAAAGUUGGAAAAAGGACAGUUAGAAGCGGAAUUAUGUCAGGCUGAAAAGAGGUUGUUGGAAAAAGCAAACAAGUAUGAGCAAACCAUUGAAGAACUAACAAAUGCUCGUAACCUGAACAGCUCGGCUUUACAGCUGGAACAUGAGCAUUUAAUCAAACUCAGUCAAGAGAAAGACUUUGAAAUAUCAGAACUCAAAAAGAAUAUUGAGCAGGUAAAUGCUGAUCAUCAAGUAAGUAAGGAAGUCUUGUCAUCUAGUUUAGAAGAACAGAAGCAAUUGACCCAACUUAUAAAAGAGAAAGAAAUGUUUAUUGAAAAGCUUCAAGGAAGAAGCUCAGAGCUUCAGGACGAAUUAGAUAAAUAUACUCAGGCCUUAAGAAAAAGUGAAAUUUCAAGGCAAACCAUAGAGGAAAAAGACAGAAGUCUUGCAUCCAUGAAAGAAGAAAACAAUCAUCUGAAAGAAGAACUGGAACGGCUCCGGGAGCAGCAGAGCCGAGCUACACCUGUGGCUGAGCCUAAAUCACUAGACGUUAUUACAGAACUGGAAUCUGAGGUGUCUCGGCUGAAUAUAAUAAAAGGUGACCUUGAGGAGGAAAUAAAACAUUACCAAAAGAUAACUGAAGAUCAAAACCAGAGUGAGAUGCAGCUACUUCAGUCUGUACAAGAGCAGAAAAAGGAAAUGGAUGAGUUCAAAUACCAGCAUGAGCAAAUGAAUGUCACACAUACCCAGCUCUUUUUAGAGAAAGAUGAGGAAAUUAAGAGUUUGCAGAAGACAGUUGAACAAAUCAAAACCCAGUUGCAUGAAGAAAGACAGGACAUUCAAACAGAGAAUUCUGAUAUUUUUCAAGAAACAAAAGUUCAGAGCCUUAAUAUAGAAAAUGGGAGUGAAAAGCAUGAUUUAUCUAAGGCUGAAACUGAAAGAUUAGUGAAAGGAAUAAAAGAACGAGAAUUGGAGAUUAAACUUCUAAAUGAAAAGAAUAUAUCUUUGACUAAACAGAUUGAUCAGCUGUCCAAAGAUGAGGUUGGUAAACUAACUCAGAUUAUCCAGCAGAAAGAUUUGGAGAUACAGGCUCUUCAUGCUAGGAUUUCCUCAGCUUCCUACACCCAAGAUGUUGUUUACCUUCAACAGCAACUGCAGACCUAUGCUAUGGAAAGAGAGCAAGUAUUAGCUGUUUUGAGUGAGAAAACUAGGGAAAAUAGCCAUCUGAAAACAGAAUAUCACAAAAUGAUGGAUAUAGUUGCUGCCAAAGAAGCAGCCCUCAUUAAGCUGCAAGAUGAAAAUAAAAAAUUGUCUGCAAGAUUUGAAAGUAGCAGCCAGGAUAUGUUUAGAGAAACUGUUCAGAAUUUAUCACGUAUCAUUCGAGAAAAAGACAUUGAAAUAGAUGCAUUAAGUCAGAAGUGCCAGACUUUACUGACGGUUCUACAGACAUCCAGCACUGAAAAUGCGGUUGGAAGCGUUAAUAGUAAUCAGUUUGAGGAGCUUCUACAGGAGCGUGAUAAACUGAAACAGCAAGUGAAGAAGAUGGAAGAGUGGAAACAGCAGGUGAUGACCACAGUACAAAAUAUGCAGCAUGAGUCUGCCCAACUUCAGGAGGAACUUCAUCAGCUUCAGGCACAGGUUUCAGUUGACAGUGAUAAUAAUUCUAAAUUACAGGUGGAUUAUACCGGCCUGAUCCAAAGUUAUGAACAGAAUGAAACCAAACUCAAAAAUUUUGGUCAGGAAUUAGCACAAGUUCAGCACAGCAUCGGACAGCUUUGCAAUACCAAGGACCUUCUUUUAGGAAAACUGGAUGUUAUUUCACCACAGCUGUCCUCUGGAUCUUCACUCAGUUCCCCGUCAGCAGAACCUCUGAGGGCAAGUAAGUCUGAUCAGUUGAGUGAGUCCUCUAAAUUGCUUCAACAAGAGAUAGAAGAGCUAAGAAAAUCACUGCAGGAAAAAGAUGCCACAAUUAGAACUCUCCAGGAAAAUAAUCACAGAUUGUCUGAUUCAAUUGCUGCCACCUCAGAGCUAGGAAGAAGAGAACAUGAACAGACUGAUUCUGAAAUUAAGCAGAUAAAGGAGAAACAAGACGUUUUACAAAAGUUACUUAAGGAAAAAGACCUCUUAAUCAAAGCCAAAAGUGAUCAGUUACUUUCUUUAAAUGAAAAUUUCACUAACAAAGCAAAUGAAAAUGAACUUUUGAGGCAGGCAGUAACAAACCUGAAGGAGAGAAUAUUAAUUUUAGAAAUGGACAUUUGUAAACUAAAAGAGGAAAAUGAAAAAAUUAUAGACGCGUCCAGGGGAAAGGAAACAGAAUAUCAAGCAUUGCAAGAGACUAAUAUGAAGUUUUCUAUGAUGCUGCGUGAAAAAGAGUUUGAAAACCAUACAAUGAAGGAGAAGGCUCUUGCUUUUGAGCAACUGUUGAAAGAAAAAGAACAGGGCAACACUGGGGAGUUAAAUCAGCUUUUAAAUGCAGUUAAGUCAAUGCAGGAGAAAACAGUUCUGUUUCAACAGGAGAGAGACCAAGUCAUGUUGGCCCUGAAACAGAAACAAAUGGAAAACAGCGCCCUACAGAAUGAGGUUCAGCAUUUACGGGACAAAGAAUUACGCUUAAACCAGGAGCUAGAGAGAUUGCGUAACCAUCUUUUAGAAUCAGAAGAUUCUUAUACCCGCGAAGCUUUGGCUGCAGAAGAUAGAGAGGCUAAACUAAGAAAGAAAGUCACAGCAUUGGAAGAGAAGCUGGUUUCAUCCUCUAAUGCAAUGGAAAAUGCAAGCCAUCAAGCCAGUGUGCAGGUAGAGUCAUUGCAGGAACAACUGAAUGUGGUCUCCAGGCAGAGGGAUGAGACAGCCCUGCAGCUUUCCGUUUCACAGGAACAAGUAAAGCAGUAUGCGCUGUCACUAGCCAACCUGCAGAUGGUACUAGAGCAUUUCCAGCAAGAGGAAAAAGCUAUGUAUUCUGCUGAGCUAGAAAAACAAAAACAGCUUGUAGCUGAAUGGAAGAAAAAGGCAGAAAACGUGGAAGGAAAACUGAUAUCAUUACAGGAACGUUUGGAUGAAGCAAAUGCUGCAUUGGAUUCAGCAUCAAGGCUUACAGAACAGUUAGAUCUGAAGGAAGAACAAAUUGAAGAACUUAAAAAACAUAAUGAGCUCCAAAAGGAAAUGCUGGAUGAUAUACAAAAGAAAUUGAUGAAUUUAGUAAAUAGCACAGAAGGAAGAGUGGAUAAAGUCCUGAUGAGAAACCUCUUUGUUGGACAUUUUCACACACCAAAAAGUCAGCGUCAUGAAGUGUUGCGCUUAAUGGGAAGCAUCCUGGGUAUCAAAAGGGAGGAAAUGGAGCAGUUGCUUAAUGAAGAUCAGGGCGGUGUUACCAGGUGGAUGACUGGGUGGCUUGGAGGAGGAUCAAAAAGUGUCCCUAACACACCUCUGAGACCGAAUCAGCCAUCUGUGUUUAAUAGUUCUUUUUCAGAACUCUUUGUUAAAUUUCUAGAAACAGAAUCUCAUCCGUCUGUUCCACCACCAAAGCUUUCUGUUCACGACAUGAAACCUCUAGAUUCACCAGGAAUGAGAAAACUAGCUACAAAUGAACCAGAAAGUUUUAAAGAAGCAACAGGAUCCAGAACCAGUAGAAGAACAGAUGUGAAUCCGUUCCUAGCUCCACGCUCCGCAGCUGUGCCCCUCGUUAACCCAGCCGGACUUGGAACUGGUGGGUCUGGGCAUCUUCUUUUGAAACCCAUCUCAGAUGUUUUGCCCACGUUUACACCUUUGCCAGUGUCACCUGACAACAGUGCUGGAGUUGUGUUGAAAGACCUUUUAAAGCAAUAGGUGAUUCUCAAGCCAGAGAUGAUAGAGCACUUUAAAGAAACCAUGUACACUAUGCUUAUUACUUUAUCACAAAGUGGCCUUUUGGAAAAAGUCAUGUAUUUGUUUGCCAUUGUACUUUCUUCUGAAUCUAAUAAAAAAUUCUUAAUGCUUUUAG